This is a messenger RNA of Colletotrichum chrysophilum, 1329 nucleotides long. RefSeq lists its product as uncharacterized. The transcript has 3 exons. The record is from RefSeq and is a predicted model, not a curated record. Bases 1 to 1329 code for a protein of 442 amino acids. Lineage: Eukaryota; Fungi; Ascomycota; Sordariomycetes; Glomerellales; Glomerellaceae. Gene Ontology annotation, molecular function: monoacylglycerol lipase activity.
AUGGAUUACACCGGCGGCACCGUGGAGGCCGAUCAUCUCUGCGUCCUGGUCCACGGGCUUUGGGGUAACCCCAACCACAUGGCCCAGAUCGCCAAAAGCCUGCGCGCAAAACACUCCGCCGACAAGCUCUACCUGCUCCUCGCGAAGCGCAACAGCGGCUCCUUCACCUACGACGGCAUCGAGCGCGGCGGCGAGCGCGUCUGCGCCGAGAUCGAGGAGGAGCUGCGCGCCAUCCAGGAAAGGGGCGGCAAGAUCACCAAGCUGAGCAUCGUGGGCUACUCGCUCGGCGGCCUGGUCUCGCGCUACGCCGUCGGGCUGCUUCACUCAAAGGGCAUCCUCGACACCGUCGAGUGCAUGAACUUCGUCACCUUCGCCACACCGCAUCUCGGCGUCCGCACCCCCCUGCGCGGCUGGCACAACCACCUCUGGAACGUCCUCGGCGCCCGCACCCUCUCCAUGUCGGGCCGCCAGCUUUUCACCAUCGACAACUUCCGCGACACGGGCCGGCCCCUGCUCGCCGUCCUCGCGGACCCGGAAUCCAUCUUCCUCGCCGGCCUCAAGCGCUUCAAGCGCCGCACCCUCUACACCAACAUCGUCAACGACAGGAGCGCCGUCCACUAUACCACCGGCAUCACCAAGACGGACCCCUACACCAACCUCGACGGCAUCAAGGUCAACUACGUCCCGGGCUACGAGGACGUCAUCCUCGACCCGAAGCACCCCAUCGCCCCGCGCCCCAAGCUCUCCGGCGGCUCCCGGCCGACGCUGUCCUCCGUCGCCUCGUGGGCCCAGCGCAUCCCCUUCGUCCUCGCCAUCUCCGUCUUCGUGCCCAUCGGCAUCGUCGCUUUCCUCUUCAACUCGGCGAUCCAGACGGUGCGCUCCUCGAAGCGCAUCCAGCUGCACGAGAAGGGGCUCGCGGGCGUCGCCAUCGAGGAGUACCGCGGCCCGCUGUGGAUGAAGGAGAUCCGCGAGGAGGUCGAGCACGUGUACGAGACGCUCAACAGCUCGCAGGACCAGGAGUACCUCGGCAGCGAGACGGACGAGGACGACGAGGACGACGCGGGCGCGCGCGAGAUGGACCGCAGCACGACGCAGCUGCUCGCGCGCGAGAGGCGCAUGUCGGUGCCCUCGCAGCCGACGCUCGCGCUCGCGCCCUACCAGUUCCAGAUGGUCCAGAACCUGGACGCCGUCGGGUGGAAUAAGUACCCCGUGUGGAUCCACAAUGACAGGCACAGUCACGCGGCCAUCAUCGUGAGGUGGGAGAAGAAGACGUUUGACGAGGGGCGGGUGGUGUUGAAGCACUGGCUGAAUGAGGAGUUUACGAUCUGA